CUCCUUUUAUGGUGGCGGCCAUUUUGGCCGGGUGGCAGCGGGAGCACGUUGUCUCCGUGUCCAGCUGUGAGCCACGGGGCCCAGCGAGUUUCCCGUUCGCAGCCCCCUUCCCUACCCCGUCCUGGACGGGAGGCUUCUCCUUCUCUCCCCCACCCCCUGUCUCGGCAUUUUUGGAACUUGAUCUGUCCACCUCCAUCAUUUUUAUAACUUCAAUUUGGAUAUAAUUCUAAGUUCCUCAGUAUGGCUGAUAAGCUAACAAGAAUCGCUAUUGUGAACCAUGACAAAUGUAAGCCAAAGAAAUGCCGUCAGGAGUGCAAGAAGAGCUGCCCUGUGGUUCGGAUGGGAAAAUUGUGCAUAGAAGUAACAUCACUGUGCAAAAUAGCGUGGAUUUCUGAAACGUUAUGCAUUGGUUGCGGUAUUUGCAUUAAGAAAUGUCCCUUUGGAGCCUUGUCAAUUGUUAACUUACCUAGCAACCUGGAGAAAGAAACAACACACAGAUAUUGUGCCAAUGCCUUCAAACUUCACAGGUUGCCUAUUCCACGUCCAGGAGAGGUACUGGGAUUGGUUGGAACGAACGGUAUUGGAAAGUCAACUGCCUUGAAAAUCUUAGCAGGAAAACAGAAGCCGAACCUUGGGAAAUAUGAUGACCCACCCGAUUGGCAAGAAAUCCUGACUUACUUUCGAGGAUCUGAGUUACAGAACUACUUCACAAAGAUCCUGGAAGAUGACCUCAAGGCCAUCAUUAAACCUCAGUAUGUGGACCAGAUUCCUAAAGCUGCUAAAGGAACGGUGGGCACCAUAUUGGACAGGAAGGAUGAAACCGGCACACAGACUAUUGUAUGUCAGCAGCUUGAUUUGUCCCAUCUGAGAGAACGAAAUGUGGAAGAUUUAUCGGGAGGAGAAUUGCAGAGAUUUGCUUGUGCUGUGGUUUGCAUCCAAAAGGCUGAUAUCUUCAUGUUUGAUGAGCCCUCCAGCUACCUAGACGUUAAGCAGCGUCUGAAGGCUGCCAUUACUAUUCGAUCUCUAAUAAACCCAGACAGGUACAUCAUUGUUGUAGAGCAUGACCUGAGUGUGCUAGAUUACCUUUCUGACUUUAUCUGCUGCUUAUAUGGUGUGCCUAGUGCUUAUGGUGUCGUCACUAUGCCUUUCAGUGUAAGAGAAGGCAUAAAUAUUUUCCUGGAUGGCUAUGUUCCAACAGAAAACUUAAGAUUCCGAGAUGCGUCUUUAGUUUUCAAAGUGGCAGAGACAGCCAAUGAAGAAGAAGUUAAGAAGAUGUGCAUGUAUAAAUAUCCUGGAAUGAGAAAAAAGAUGGGAGAGUUUGAGCUGUCAAUCGUAGCUGGAGAGUUCACUGACUCUGAGAUAAUGGUGAUGCUGGGAGAAAAUGGAACUGGCAAGACAACUUUCAUUCGCAUGCUUGCAGGGAGACUUACACCUGAUGAUAAAAGUGAAGUACCAGUUCUGAAUGUUAGUUAUAAGCCGCAGAAGAUCAGUCCUAAGUCUACAGGAAGUGUACGUCAGCUACUUCACGAAAAGAUUCGAGAUGCCUAUACUCAUCCCCAGUUUGUGACUGAUGUGAUGAAGCCUCUGCAGAUUGAGAAUAUUAUUGAUCAAGAGGUCCAAACAUUGUCUGGUGGUGAGUUGCAGCGGGUUGCUCUUGCUCUCUGUCUCGGCAAGCCUGCUGAUGUCUACCUGAUUGAUGAACCUUCUGCAUACCUGGACUCAGAACAACGUCUAAUGGCAGCUAGAGUUGUCAAACGUUUCAUUCUCCAUGCUAAAAAAACAGCCUUUGUGGUAGAGCAUGACUUCAUCAUGGCUACCUACCUAGCAGAUCGUGUCAUUGUCUUUGAUGGAAUUCCAUCCAGAUGCACAGUGGCAAACAGUCCUCAGACUCUUUUGGCUGGCAUGAAUAAGUUUUUGUCUCAGCUUGAAAUUACUUUCAGAAGAGAUCCUAACAAUUACAGACCAAGAAUAAACAAACUCAAUUCAAUCAAGGAUGUGGAACAGAAGAAAAGUGGAAACUACUUUUUCUUGGAUGAUUAAAAGAAAAGUUGGUCAUCAGUUUAUAAAAAUGAAAACUUUGUUAUAUGAAAUGCAAUCAGGUUUUAAAAUGCCGCACUCAUUCCAGAGGUUAAAAUAGAAUGUUACUGUCAGGUAACACCUACUGCCCAGUAGAAAUGUCAGAGUACCACUUUUUGUGCCUGACAAGGCCAUCUUUUGGAUGUAAUAUUUCAGAACAGAGACAGCUGAAUUUAACAAACCAAGAGACUAUGUGGUUUUUCAGAGUGGGGAUAUUUUGGUUCAAAUGUAACUUAUUAAUGUACCAAAUGCUGACACGUUUCCAAUUCUAAGUCUUUCAGUUGUUUUCUGUACAAGAUGGUUUACAAAAAUGUCAAGACAUAGACAUUACUAUUUUAAAAGAUUCUGUCUCUCUGUAAAUGAGGGUUUCUCAAAUAAAUACCCAUCUAAAUCUA
Molecule: messenger RNA, 2471 nt
Organism: Elgaria multicarinata webbii
Lineage: Eukaryota; Metazoa; Chordata; Lepidosauria; Squamata; Anguidae
Gene: ABCE1
Product: ATP binding cassette subfamily E member 1
Exons: 18
Coding region: 241-2040 (599 amino acids)
Biological process (GO): translational termination; translational initiation; ribosomal subunit export from nucleus
Molecular function (GO): ribosomal small subunit binding; iron ion binding; ATP binding
Source: RefSeq, a predicted model, not a curated record